AUGACCCAAGUCACUGCCACCAAUGGUCACCACACUAACGACCACUCCACCAUGAACGGCUCGAACGGCGUAAACGGCCAUCACAGCGUCAACGGCCAUCACAGCAAUGGCACCAACGGCCAAACCAACGGCCACACCAAUGGCCACACCAACGGCCACACCAACGGCCACACCAACGGCGCCAACGGCGAGAGCAAGUCCAAGAAGCAGCAAGACUUCGAGCCCAUCGCCAUCUGCGGUAUGGCCUGCCGGCUGCCGGGCGGUAUCCACUCGCCGGAGGAGCUGUGGGACUUCCUGGUCGAGGGACGGGACGCGCGGACACGGGUGCCGGCGAGCCGCUUCAACAUCGAUGCGUACUACUCGGCGACCAAGAAGAGCGGCACGACCAACAGCCAGCACGGUUACUAUCUCGACGAGAGCGUCGACCUCGCCGGGCUCGACACCUCCUUCUUCUCCAUGUCGCGUACCGAGGUCGAGUGGCUCGACCCCCAGCAGCGCCUUAUGCUCGAGGUUGCCCGCGAGUCUCUCGACGACGCCGGUGAGGUCGCCUGGCGCGGCAAGGAGAUCGGCGUCUACAUCGGCUCAUUCGGCCAGGACUGGUACGACAUCCUCCAGCGCGACCCGAUGCGCCACAACCCCGUCUCAGUCGUCACCUCCCACGACUUCAUGAUCUCGGAGCGUAUCUCCCACGAGAUGGACCUUCACGGUCCUAGUAUGACCAUCCGGACGGCCUGCUCGUCCGCCCUUGUCAGUCUGAAUGAGGCCUGCAUGGCGAUUGGCAAGGGAGACUGCGAGUCCGCCAUCGUGGGUGGCACCAGCCUUAUCCUGGCUCCCGACAUGAACACGAGACUGUCGUCGCAGAACAUCCUCAGCCCGGACGGUUCGUGCAAGACGUUCUCAGCCGAGGCCAACGGCUAUGGCCGUGGCGAGGCUAUUGUCUCUGUGUUUGUUAAGUCGCUGAGCGCUGCUCUGCGCGACGGCAACCCCAUCCGCUCCGUCAUUUCGGGGUCCGCUGCCAACUUCGACGGUAAGACCAACCCGCUGACCACCCCCAGCGCCACCGCUCAGGAGACCCUGAUCCGACGGGCUUACGACGUCGCCGGCAUCUCGGAUUUCUACAAGACGGCCGUGUUCGAGUGCCACGGCACCGGCACUGCUACGGGUGAUCCGAUCGAAACCAAGGCCAUCGCCGCCGUCUUCGGUGACCACGGCAUCGUGCUGGGCGCGGUCAAGCCGAACCUGGGCCACUCGGAGGGCGCUUCGGGCCUGACCGCCGUGCUCAAGGCCACGCUGGCGCUCGAGCACAAGACCAUCCCGCCAAACAUCAAGUGCUGGCCGCUCAACCCCAAGAUCCCCUUCGAGAGCGCCAAGCUGACCGUCCCCUCCGAGCCCAUGUCCUGGCCCGUCGGCCGCGACGAGCGUGUCAGCAUCAACUCGUUCGGCGUCGGCGGCUCCAACGCCCACACCAUCCUCGAGUCCGCUACCAGCUACCUCGAGUCGCGCCGGCCCAAGCCGGAGGCGACCAAGGUAGGCAACGACACGCCGCAGCUGCUCCUGUUCUCCGCCAAGACGGCCCACUCCCUCAAGGAGAUGACGGCCAAGUACCAGACCUGGAUGGGCGAGACUCCUCCCGCCAAUCUCGCCGACGUGUCCCACACCCUCGCGAACCGCCGCGAGCACAACGCCCACCGCUCCUUCGCCAUCGCGUCGGGCGAGUCCCUGAACAUCGCCACAUCUCUGCCGUCGCGCGAGGGUAGUGGGCCAUCCUCCAUCAUCAUGGUCUUCAACGGACAGGGUGCCGCCUGGCCGCAGUGCGGACGGGACCUGCUGCUGACCAACCCGACCUUCACGGGCACGAUCCGCAAGCUGCAGGCACACCUCAAGACCCUCGGUGCCCACGCCCCAUCCUGGUCGAUCGAGGAGGAGCUGCUCAAGCCCGCGCGCACGAGCCGCAUCUACGAGGCCGAGUUCUCGCAGCCGCUCUGCACGGCGCUGCAGAUCGGCCUGGUGGACGCGCUGGGCGCGCUCGGCGUCCGGCCCUCCGCCGUCGUCGGCCACUCGAGCGGUGAGAUCGCCGCCGCCUACGCCGCCGGCGCGCUGACCGGCGAGGAGGCCAUCACGGUGGCGUACUACCGCGGCGUCACGCCCGACGAGCAGAAAGACCAGAAGGGCGGCAUGGUCGCCGUGGGCCUCGGCUGGGACGAGGCCGCCAAGUACCUCGUGCCCGGCGCCGUCAUCGCGUGCGACAACUCGCACAGCAGCGUCACGCUGUCCGGCGACCUCGACGCCCUCGAGACCGUCACCGCCGCCAUCAAGCAGGCGCACCCGGGAGUUCCCGUCACCACGCUCAAGGUCGAGAAGGCGUACCACUCGCACCAAAUGCUCAGCGCGGGCGGGGACUACCGCGGGGCGCUCGAGGACGCGGGCGUCGUGGGCAAGAUGCCGUCGGUGCCCUUCUUCUCCAGCGUGACCGGCAGCCGGCUGGCCGACAGCAAGCUCAGCCAGCUGGGGCCCAAGUACUGGGAGGCCAACAUGGUGCGGCCGGUGCUGUUCAAGGCCGCCGUGGGCGCCAUCCUCGCGGCCAAGGACGUCGUGAACGAGGUCUUCCUCGAGCUGGGCCCGCACUCGGCCCUCGCCGGCCCGCUGCGCCAGAUCCUGACGGCCGAGUCGAGCAAGGCGCCCUACGUGGCCACACUUGUGCGCCGCCAGAACAGCGCCGAGAACCUGCUGCAGGCCAUCGGCAAGCUUUUCGUCUUGCAGGUGCCUCUCGACCUCGCCAACCUCGUGCCCUCCGGCGCCUGCGUCUCCGGCCUGCCCUGCUACCCCUGGGACCAUCAGCGGCGGUACUUGUUCGAGUCGCGGCUGGCCAAGGCGUGGCGCGGCCGCGAGUACCCCGAGCACGACCUGCUCGGAACGCGGCUGGCCGAGAGCACGAGCUUUGACCCGACGUGGCGCAACCUGCUGCAGGUCAACGUGACGCCGUGGCUGGUGGACCACAAGGUCGGCGAGAGCAUCGUGUUCCCUUUCGCGGGCUACGUGUCGAUCGCGGCCGAGGCCUGUCGGCAGGUGACGGGGAUCGACGACGGCGUCAGCUUCCGCAACAUCUCGGUCAGCUCGGCGCUGGUGCUGGAUGAGAACGCGUCGACUGAGAUUGUCACGACGCUGCGCCGCGUGCGGCUGACUGACAAGCUCGAUAGCGAGUGGUGGGAGUUCUCGGUGGCCUCGCACAACGGCCACAUCUGGAUCAAGCACUGCUGGGGCGAGGUGCGCGGCGAGACGGUGGCACCCACCGUCGACGUCGCCGAGCCGAUGCUGGACCUGCCCCGCCGCGUCGAGGGCACCAAGUGGUACGACAUGGCCCGCGAGCAGGGCCUCACCUACGGGCCGACCUUCAACACGAUGGAGGACGUCAAGACGUCGACGCAGUGGCCGCACCGCGCCACCGCCAAGGCGCGCAACAAUCGCUGGGGUGACGAGGCCGAGUACCACAUCCACCCCAUCAUCCUCGACACCCAGUUCCAGCUGCUCAGCUGCGCCCUCACCCACGGCAUCUCGCGCACGUACCAGCGCACCGUCGCCUCCAGCAUCGAGAACAUGACCCUCAUGCGCUGCGCCGACGACAUGCUGCAGAUGUCGGUCAUCUCCGAGCCCACCGCCGAGGGCAUCAUGGGCUGCGGUACCGUGUACUCGGGCUCCAGGCCCGUCCUGCAGGUCACCAACUACCGCGGCGCCGCCUUCGAGGAGGCCCCCGUCGAGGACGAGAACAACACCUCCAUAACCGCCCGGUGCGUCUGGGCGCCCCAGGCCGACUUCAAGGCCCUCGGCGACCUCAUCCACCCCCCGCGCGACCAAACCGAGUGCUCGGAGCUCCUGGACGAGCUGUCCCGCCUGGCCAUAGCCCACAGCCACCGGGUUGCCACGAGCGUCGCCGUGCAAGCCCCGCACCUGGCCAAGUACAAGGAGUGGCUAGCCCAGGCCGUCGCCUCGGACCUGUCGAGCUGGGACGCGUCGGCGCUGACGACAAAGUUCUCGUCGCUUCUCGCGCGCCUCGACGACACACCGUCCGCGCCAGCGGCCAAGUCCGUCGCGUCCGUGAUGCAGAACAUGGGUGCGCUACUUCGCGGCCAGACAACGGGGCUCGACGUCCUCAACGCCGACGACAGCCUCGCGCAGCUGAUGACGUUCACGCCCUCGGCCGACUACGCCGGCUUCCUGCGGUGCUGCGGGCACACGAAGCCGAGCGCGCGGGUCCUCGAGUUCAGCGCCGGGUCCGGCGACGUCACCGCCUCGCACGUCAGAAGCCUGGUGCGCGCCGACGGCAGCCCGCUGUUCUCGCGCUACAGCAUCGCGACCUCGUCGCCCACGCUCAAGGACACGCUCAAGGGCGUCCCGAACCUCGAGUUCGUCACGCUCAGCGCGGCCGACAACCUGGUCGACCAGGGGCUCGAGGGCGCGCAGUUCGACCUGAUCAUCGCGCCAGGCGUCGUCAGCGCCUCGGACAACAUGCGCGCGACGCUGCAGCACCUGCGCGAGGUCCUUAGCCCGACCGGCCGCCUGCUGAUCGAGGAGGCCAAGCCCGCGACGGCGUGGCGCAAGUUCGUGCUCGGCACGAUGCAGCGGUGGUGGGCGCACGCUGAGGACGAGCGGGCCGACGGGCCCGCCGUCGACGCCGCGCGGUGGCGCGCGGACCUCGCUGCCGCCGGGUUCGCCGACGUUGAGGAGGUCGACCUGGGCCGCUGCGCCAACUACCUGGCGGUCGCGCGGCCGGAGCAGAAACCGUCCCCCGCGAAGCGCAUCACGCUGCUGUGCCGCGCCGAGGCGCCCGCGGCCUUCGUCGCCGAGCUCGAGACCCGCGGGUACCAGAUCGAUCGCUGCGUGCUGGGCCAGGCGCCGCCGGCGGGUCAGGACGUGGUCGCGCUGCUCGACGAGGGGGAGCCGUUGUUCGAGAAGAUUGACGCGGGCACGUUCACACAGUUCAAGGGCUUCGUGCGCGCGGUGCACGAGCAGGGCGCGGGGAUGCUGUGGGUGACUCGGCCGGCGAGCGUGGGGUGCAAGGACCCGCGGUGGGCGCAGGCGAUCGGGGCGAUCCGCACGCUGCGGUCGGAGCUGUCGGUCGACAUCGCGACGUGCGAGAUCGAGUCCGCGGCGCAGGGCAGCGCCGUGCUGGCCGACGUGCUGGCCAAGUUCCAGACGAGGCGCGAGGACGGCGUGCUUGGACCCGACUAUGAGUAUGCCGUGCGCGACGGCGAGGUCCUGGUCAACCGCAUCUUCCCCUUCUCGCUCGAGCAGGAGUUGGUCACCAUGGACCAGUCCAACGAGGCCUGUGUCACCAUGACCCAGCCGGGUCUCCUCAACACCCUGACCUGGUCCUCGACGUCGGCUAUUGAUCCCAAGGACGACGAGAUCGAGCUGGAAGUCCACGCCACUGGACUGAACUUCCGAGACGUAUUGGUCGGUAUGAAGAUCAUCCCGAGCGCGAAGGAGCCUACCUUCGGAUACGAAGCAGCUGGUAUCGUACGCCGGGUUGGUAAGAAGGUGACGAAGCUCAGCCCCGGCGACCGCGCCAUCAUCGUCGGCGCCGGCACGUUCAGCACCGUCGUCACCAUCUCGGAGAUCCUCUGCGAGAAGCUGCCCGACAACAUCAGCUUCAACGAGGCUGCCGGUAUUGGCACAAUCUUCUCUACCGCCGUGUACAGUCUUACCAACUUGGUGCACAUUACCAAGGGCCAGGUUAGUCACUUCCACCCCGUCACCGCGUCGAGAGGGGGAACCAGGUCCACUGACGCGAUAUUGCAGUCUGUCUUGAUCCACAGUGGUGCCGGUGGUGUCGGUCUUGCCGCCAUCCAGGUUGCCCGGAUGCUGGGUGCCGAGAUCUACACCACGGUGGGCAGCGAGGUCAAAGUCAAGUAUCUGAUGGACACCUUCGGCAUCCCCAGGAACCGGAUCUUCAACUCCCGCGACACCAGCUUCGUCGACGACCUGCUGCGCGAGACCGACGGCAAGGGCGCCGACGUCGUACUCAACUCCCUCAGCGGCGAGCUGCUUCACGCCACGUGGAAGUGUGUCGCGAAAUGGGGCACCAUGGUCGAGAUCGGCAAGCGUGACCUGCUGGAGAACGCGAAGCUAAGCAUGAACCACUUCCUGGACAACCGUACCUACUGCUGUCUGGACGUCGACCAGAUGAGAAACGAGCGGCCCGAAAUCAACAACCGUCUCCUCCGUUUUAUCCUGGACUGCUGCGCCGACGGCCGCCUGAAGCCUGUCCGCGUGGACCAGGUCUUCCCGGCCUCCGCCAUCCUGGAUGCCUUCCGCUACAUGCAGGGAGGCAAGCACAUCGGCAAGAUCGUGAUCCAGCUGCGCGACGACAACUCUAAGCUGCUCCUUGACCACGUCGAUUUCACCAAGCGAGCGCAGGUCCAGUUCGACGGCGACGCCUCGUACCUGCUGAUCGGCGGCCUGGGCGGCCUGGGCCGCGCAAUGUCGGUCUGGAUGGUGGAGCGCGGGGCCAAGCACCUGACCUUCCUGGCGCGCAGCGCGGGCAAGGGCGCGCACGACGAGACCUUCCGCAAGGAGGUCGAGAGCAUGGGGUGCUCGGUGCAGUUUGUGCGGGGCGACGUGUCCAAGGCGGAGGACGUGGCGCGCGCCAUCGACGGCGUCGACGCGCCCCUCAAGGGCAUCGUGCAGAUGUCCAUGGUGCUCCGCGACUGCAUGUUCGAGGACAUGAGCAUCGAGGACUGGGACACCGCCGUCCGCCCCAAGGUCCAGGGCACCUGGAACUUGCACAACGUUACCGUCGAGCGCGGCCUCAAACUCGACUUCUUCCUGCUGUUCAGCUCCCUGUCCGGCGUGCUCGGCCAGAUCGGCCAGGCCAACUACGCCGGCGCCAACACCUUCCUCGACGCCUUCGUGCAGUACCGCGACAGCAUGGGUCUGCCGUGCUCCGCUAUCGACCUCGGAGCCAUGGAGGGCAUCGGGUAUCUGGCCGAGAACCAGGAGCUGCUCCGCAAGAUGCAGGGCUCUGGCUGGCGCCCCGUGCGCGAGGCCGAGCUCCUCGAGUCGCUCAACCUGGCCAUGAUGUCGCCGGCGGGCCGCAAGCAGGGCAGCAGCGGGGUGUUCGUGCUGGGCGUGGCGCCGACGACGCCGCUGAGCAGCCCGGACAGCAGCACGCGGCUGCGCAAGGACCGCCGCAUGGCCAUCUACCACAACACAAGCAGCAGCGGCAGCGCGGCGGCCGCGACCAACGACGGCCUGCGCGUCUUCCUCGCCUCGAUCAAGAGCGACCCCAGCGUCCUCGACUCGCCCGAGUCGGUCGCCCUGCUCGGCACAGAGAUCGGGCGCAAGCUUGCCGGCCUGCUGCUCCUCAGCGACCAGGCCGUCGACCUCACCGUGAGCACCGCGGACCUCGGCCUCGAUUCGCUGGUCGCCGUCGAGCUGCGCGGCUGGUGGAAGCUGACCUUCGGCUUCGACAUCAGCACCCUCGAGAUGCUGAGCAUGGGCACCCUCGAGGCCCUGGGCAAGCGCGCGGCAGAUGGGCUCAAGUCCUUCUAUGGGGCCUAG
Molecule: messenger RNA, 7557 nt
Organism: Diaporthe amygdali
Lineage: Eukaryota; Fungi; Ascomycota; Sordariomycetes; Diaporthales; Diaporthaceae
Exons: 4
Coding region: 1-7557 (2518 amino acids)
Biological process (GO): secondary metabolite biosynthetic process; fatty acid biosynthetic process
Molecular function (GO): phosphopantetheine binding; fatty acid synthase activity; oxidoreductase activity
Source: RefSeq, a predicted model, not a curated record